This is a messenger RNA of Radiomyces spectabilis, 1785 nucleotides long. Its product is annotated as P-loop containing nucleoside triphosphate hydrolase protein. The transcript is spliced from 13 exons. The record is from RefSeq and is a predicted model, not a curated record. Gene Ontology annotation, cellular component: spliceosomal complex. Lineage: Eukaryota; Fungi; Mucoromycota; Mucoromycetes; Mucorales; Radiomycetaceae. Gene Ontology annotation, biological process: mRNA splicing, via spliceosome. The coding region runs from base 1 to 1785 and encodes 594 amino acids. Gene Ontology annotation, molecular function: RNA binding; zinc ion binding; ATP binding.
AUGAGCGAAGCCAAUAAUUCACUGUUUGAGGAUGACGAUAAUUACGUUCCUUAUGUUCCGAUCAAGCAACGACGAUUGGAGAAACUUCAUAAAUAUGCAAAGCAGCGACGACUAACGGAACCAAGUGUAAGAGACGAUAAUGAGGAUGACGAAUCAGCAACUCAAGGUCCUCGAGCGGGGAUGAGUUUGCUCGAUCAGGCUGUCGAGCAACGAAAAUACAACGCUAUACCAGAAAAGACAGAGGAAGAGAAACGUCUAGAAGAAGAAAGAAUGAUUGAGGAAGCACAAGCACGUCAUAAGGCGCUUGUUUCCGUACAAGAAGCCGCGGCGGGUGUCGUAUACUCGGAGCCCCUCUCAACAUCUUGGAAACCUCCACGUCAUAUUCGUGAAGCCUCCGAAGAACAUCAUGAAGCCAUGCGGAGAAAGUUUCACAUUAUCGUGGAAGGCAAGGAUCCCGUUCCACCAGUGAGCAAUUUCCGGGAUAUGAAAUUUCCACAGCCCAUAUUGGACUAUCUCAAAGAAAAGAAAAUCAAUAAGCCUACGCCUAUCCAGAUUCAGGGCUUACCCGUUGCUUUAUCGGGUCGUGAUAUGAUUGGCAUCGCGUUUACAGGUUCGGGCAAAACCCUGGCCUUUUCCUUGCCUUUGGUUAUGUUUGCAUUAGAAGCCGAAAUGCGAUUACCGCUCACACGUGGUGAAGGACCCAUUGGCAUGAUUCUUUGCCCUUCACGCGAAUUGGCAAAUCAGACGCACGAGGGUUUAUGCCGCAUGGCAGACAAGCUCGCCGAAAAUGGUUAUCCCCGCAUAAACUCGCUUUUGUGUAUUGGUGGUAUCAAUAUGCAUGACCAGGCUAAAGCCUUGAACAACGGUUUCCACAUGCUGGUGGCGACACCCGGACGACUCAUGGAUAUGCUGAAGAAGAGAAAAUUUAAUUUGGAUAUUUGUAAAUAUCUGUGCAUGGAUGAAGCCGAUCGAAUGAUUGAUAUGGGUUUUGAAGAUGACGUUCGAACCAUCAUGUCUUAUUUCAAGUCUCAGAGACAAACGCUAUUAUUUUCUGCGACUAUGCCUAAAAAGAUUCAAGAUUUUGCAUUAUCCGCUCUAGUACAACCGUUGGUUGUCAACGUGGGUCGCGCUGGUGCAGCCAAUUUGGAUGUUAUACAGGAAGUCGAGUAUGUGAAACAAGAAGCCAAAAUGGUGUAUUUAUUGGAAUGCUUGCAAAAGACGCCUCCACCGGUGUUAGUGUUUGCUGAGAAUAAAAACGAUGUGGACGACAUCCACGAGUAUUUGUUACUGAAAGGCGUGGAAGCGGUGGCGAUCCACGGUGGAAAAUCUCAGGAGGAACGUGAGUUUGCUAUAAGAUCUUUCAAAGAAUACAAGAAAGAUGUGCUGGUAGCCACGGAUGUAGCAUCGAAAGGUCUAGACUUUGCCGAGAUUCAGCAUGUGAUUAAUUACGAUAUGCCAAAAGAAAUUGAAGACUAUGUACAUCGAAUUGGCCGAACGGGUCGUAGCGGAAAAACUGGUGUUGCCACCACUUUUAUCAAUCAGCAUUGCUCGGAACAGAUUCGAUUGGAUCUGAAGCAUUUGCUCCGCGAAGCCAAACAGCGGGUGCCACCGUUCUUGGCUGCAAUGGAAGAUCCCACCGAAAAAUAUGGAUUGUCUGGAGGCUGUACUUUCUGUGGUGGCUUGGGUCAUCGUAUUAACGACUGUCCUAAACUGGAACAGCAACGUAGACAGCAGAUGAGCGCUAUUAUGAGCAGUCGUGAUGCCGGCGGUCGAGGCGAUUUCUAA